AAAUAUCAAUGUCGGGUUAUGUGAUCAUGUUUUGAAAAAUAUGAAAUUGGUAUAAAAUGAUUAUAUAUAAUAAGUUUAUACUUGUAAUACUACAUUUUCUUAUAAUAACGCAACUAUUCGCUGCAGCUAAAGAUGACAAUGGUUUCUGUGAUGCAUCUGCGAAACAUUGUAAACCUGGUUCUGGUGAGAAAUUCUUAAUGUACGAUGUUAAUCCUCCCGAAGGAUUUAAUUUACGAAGAGAUGUUUACAUGAGAUUCGCUAUAAUGCUGGCCGAAACACAGAAGAUGGGUAAAAAAAUAAAUUGGCGUUUAGUUCUUCCACCGUGGCAUAGACUUUAUCAUUGGAAAUCGGGUGCGCAAAAUAAACCCUUACCAUGGAAUAAAUUCUUUGACGUAAAUUCACUCAAAACAUACGUCCCAGUGAUAGAGUUACAAGAAGUGGUAUCAAAUUCAAUUACACCUUUAAAAAUUGAUCGUCUUUACGUAUUACAAAAUUAUGAAAAUGCUUUCGAAGACGGUGUAUUCCAUGAUAAAUGGACAAUAACAGAUGAUUGUAAAUACGAUGGAUUAUUUUGGGGAUACAAUAAUAUCACAGUAAAAGAAACAGUUUGUGUAAAUUUUCAAGGAAAAAUAUCAAAAUUAUGGGAAUUAAUUGCCUUGCAUCCAAAAGACAAAUAUGUAAUGUUUUCUCAUGGGGAAAUACCUUUGCAUACAUCCUAUGGAACUAAAACAUACUGGGACUGUAGAAAGAGUAUGAAAUUCAACACCGGCUUAGUUAAAACUGCUAAAAAUUUCAUAUUACAAUUUUUAAACUGUAAAAUUGAAAAAUGUACAACAUAUUUAAGUGUUCAUUGGAGACGUAGAGACUUUGCAUACAGUAGAGGUAAAGAUGUACCAUCAUUGCAAGGAACUGCUAAACAAAUAGACCAAAUAGCUAAAGACAGUGUACCAGAUAUUAAAACAAUUUUCAUAGCAACGGAUGCAUCUGAAACUGAAGUUAGAACAUUGGAAAAUGAUCUUAAAGAAUUAGGGUAUAAAGUAAACUUUUUUAUACCAAGCAAGAAGGAAUUAGAAAUGUACAAGGACGGUGGAAUUGCUAUAAUCGAUCAAAUAAUAUGUUCUCAUGCAGCUUUCUUUGUUGGUACACACGAUAGUACUUUUACAUUUAGGAUACAAGAAGAAAGAGAAAUAUUAGGUUUUCCUAGCUCAACAACAUUUAAUAGGCUUUGUCCUGAUACGGGGAAAUGCGAAAAACCAUCCAAAUGGACUAUUGUUAACUAGAGGUCAUAUUAAUCAAGAAUUAUAGACAAAAUAUCAUAUAUUUUAACUUGAAUUUUAGAUUCUAGAUAACUUUAUCGUUUGUUAAAUAACUUUAGACUACCUAUUCCUAUGUGAAUUCAUCGAAAUGAAAUUCCAUUCAUUUUUGUUACAUAAAAAUCUUAGCUUUCUUUUAUUGGGUAAAAAUUUCAACUAAAAAGGCAAAGUUCAAAUGAUGAAGGCCUUCGCUAUUGGCGAAGAAUCAUUACCUUGGCAACUUUCCAUCUAUGCUGCUAUUGGCUUGCAAUUUAUGCCUGUUUCUCGCCUUACAAAUUAUCUCAUCUCCUAAGUUUAAACAUAUAUAAAUAUUUAACCUAAAGCAUAUUGUAAGUAUAGGGCGCUUCACAGCACUCUGAUUACCUUGGUCCGUCAAGAUGUUUGAUAAGACUAUUAACAUUGAAUCAUCAUCAGAUCAUCUGAUGUAAGUUUAUAAUUACCAAUUUACCUACCUAGUGUCAGCUCUACUCUUCCAGACAUCUCUAUCAGCUGCAUAUCUGAAUUAACUCUCUUACGCACAUCCUCUAACACAAUGGAGGUUUGCUUACAUUUAACAACAUAUUAGUAAGGAAAAGUAAUAACGUGCUCAAUUUUUUACUGCUGGUUUCUGAGCCAAAAAACUCUGUAUAAAACAUUGCUGUCCCUCUCAUAACCUUUGACAAAACAUUGAUAAUAAAAUGUUUUAUAUGGGCAUUUUGGUCUCAGAAACACGAUUAGUCAUUUUAGAAAAAAUUAUAGUGUUGUAAAUUUAAGGCAAUAGUUUAAACCUGUGCGCUGUGUUAAUAUUUAUAGGUUAAUUUUGGGUAGACCAUGAACAUAGAACUUGUUAGUUAUAAGUAUUUUCUAUAUAGUAUCUUCCAAUUGUGCCAUAUUUCAUAAAUAAACACAUUUUUAAAGAUGUGUAGAUAGAUAUAGAUAGAAUU
Papilio xuthus (Asian swallowtail) is the source of this 2236-nucleotide messenger RNA. It is a transcript of the gene pofut2, whose product is annotated as protein O-fucosyltransferase 2. The record is from RefSeq and is a predicted model, not a curated record. Gene Ontology annotation, biological process: protein O-linked glycosylation via fucose. Gene Ontology annotation, molecular function: peptide-O-fucosyltransferase activity. The transcript has a single exon. NCBI's taxonomy places the organism in Eukaryota, Metazoa, Arthropoda, Insecta, Lepidoptera, Papilionidae. The coding region runs from base 57 to 1280 and encodes 407 amino acids.